Molecule: messenger RNA, 808 nt
Organism: Drosophila busckii
Lineage: Eukaryota; Metazoa; Arthropoda; Insecta; Diptera; Drosophilidae
Product: protein D3
Exons: 2
Coding region: 121-726 (201 amino acids)
Source: RefSeq, a predicted model, not a curated record
UAUACCAACCUCGUCGGUGUACGGGCAAAAAUAUCUCAGCUGGGCGCUGCCUUAAAAAAUUGUUUAAUUAAAUUAGCCUUGCAUUUAACAACAGUUUAAUUGCUGUGAAAAACUCUCAAUAUGUUGUGGCUGUCGAUAUUGUUUGCCAGUAUUCUUGCUGUUAACUGCAACUCGGUGGAGGAGUCAUUUAAAUUUCAUGGUGUAGUGCCAGAUGUGAUUCCAGAAGCACCAAACCAGUUGUUAAAGGUUACGUAUAACAAUGGCCUUGUUGCUAAAGAUGGCGUAGAGCUGACGCCUACACAGGUUAAGGAUCAGCCUGUGGUUGAGUGGACAGCUCAGCCAGGCGAGUAUUAUGCCUUGAUUAUGACCGAUCCCGAUGCGCCAAGUCGUGCUGAGCCAAAAUUUCGUGAGUUCAAGCACUGGGUUGUAGUCAACAUACCCGGCAACGAUUUGUCCAAGGGCGAUGUGCUUGCUGGUUACGUAGGCUCUGGUCCGCCCAAGGAUACUGGCUUGCAUCGCUACGUGUUUCUUCUGUACAAGCAACCCGGCAAGCUUCAAUUUGAUGGACAACGUGUGAGCAACAGAUCGCGUCAGGGUCGUCCAAAGUUCCAUGUGGCCAAAUUUGCAGAGCAUCAUCAGAUAAACGAGCUGGUUGCAGGUACUUUCUAUCAGGCACAAUAUGAUGACUAUGUGCCCACCGUGCACGCGCAGCUAUCCGGCAACUAAAGCGUUUCAUCAACAUUUCUAAAAUUUAAGUAGUUGCUUUCAAUUUAUGAACAAAUGAAUUUGGUUUUUAUUAAUUAAUGUA